Sphaeramia orbicularis (orbiculate cardinalfish) is the source of this 2978-nucleotide messenger RNA. RefSeq names its product refilin A (gene rflna). Gene Ontology annotation, biological process: negative regulation of chondrocyte development; actin filament bundle organization; negative regulation of bone mineralization involved in bone maturation. Gene Ontology annotation, molecular function: filamin binding. Gene Ontology annotation, cellular component: actin filament bundle. Bases 732 to 1394 code for a protein of 220 amino acids. The transcript is spliced from 4 exons. NCBI's taxonomy places the organism in Eukaryota, Metazoa, Chordata, Actinopteri, Kurtiformes, Apogonidae. The record is from RefSeq and is a predicted model, not a curated record.
GAUUUGGGGCUUAAUUUUUCUUCAUUAGUGACUCAAAUCUUUUAUUCUGGAGGCAUUUUACUUGCAGACUAAUGUAACUAAUCCUCUGCUGAUGAAACAGUAGAUCUGGUAGCUGGAGUCUGUGAGAUGCUCAAGGGAACUUCAACAGAUACAUCCAGUCUCAGCCAAACUGUAUUUUUUCUUGAUUCGAGGAGGUCGUGCUCUCCCCUGUCGGUUGUACAUGGAAGUGAUCCAGCUUAUGAGGGCUGGACUGAAUCCAGGUGCAAAAAAAAAAAAAAAAAAAAAAAAGCCUGGCAGGAUCAUUAAGAGGGAGCUCUCCAGUGGGGAGCGCACACACAAACACACGCACACUGGGUCUGAGAGCAGAGCAGAGUGCGGAGCCUCAUCCAGACGCACGGCAGACCUUCUGUUUUUCAGCCACUUCCACUACUCUUUGUUUUGUUUUGAAAGAAUCACAGUUAGCAGUAUUUCUUGUGUUAAGUUUGACUCUUUCUGGGGGUCUUUUCCUGGUGUUCACCCUCAUUGGAAUAUCUAUUCUGUGACUGAAAGUGGAUACUUCGCGUUCCGCAGAAAGUUGCUUCGGGGCUGUUUCUCUUCGACGCAGGAGCGCGCAGAAGCUCGGAGCGCUUCAAGGAAAAAAAAAAAAAAAAAAAAAACACAGAAAAAAAAACUUUAUCAGUGCGACUUCGUCUGGACUGUUUUUUUUUCUUUUGCAUUGAGCCGUCCCAGAAAUGGUGGGGCACCUACAUUUACAAGCGAUGGAUGAAAGUCUGAAAGGAAAGAACCGGGAAGGGCUGCUCGACAGUCCGGAUUCGGGGUUGCCCCCCAGUCCCAGUCCGCCCUUCUGCUCUAUCUCUCCGGGUCUGAUCGAGUCGCGCUCCGGCAGCUGCACGACACCCGUGGAAAGCCAUCAUGGAUAUUAUAAAAAGGAAAGCAGGGAAGGCAAACUGCUGCCCUACUUGCUGCUGAAUUCCACAGGAACAGACCCCAGGACUCGCAUGCACCCUGUGUUUUUUGGAGAAAGUAUUGAAGUCAACCCCAAACCAGAGCGAGAAAUCAAGUGUAACUCCGAGGUAAAGUACGAUUCAGACAAGCAUUACAGGGACCGGGUCUACUGCGCCCCCGUUCCCACGGCCACGUCCUUCAGCGAGACAGUGGUGGCGGUGAGGAACUGCACCUGGAGGAGCUACAAGUCCCAGGUGUACCUGGAGCCGCGGCAGAGGCCCCUCAGCUACCAGAGCACCACCAUCAUCUACCCAAAACACGCCAAGAACACUUACCGCACCACGCUCAACUACAACGCCACAGGCUCCCGCCGCUGGUUCGUGUCCACGGUCCAGCUGGAGUCGAGCGAGGACACGAGUCCCUGUAUCAUCUACACUGAGGACCUGUAGGGCCCACACAGGGAGAGGGGCUACCCAGGGACUGGUCUGGUCUGUUUAGUUUUAUUUUGUGAAGGAUGAGGAACUUGGAAAGGCCCGAAGUGGAAAAGGGAAUACUUGGAGAAACAGCUGGAGCCCUAAAAACCCUGAUGUGUUCAUCUGUACUCACCACGGAGGAAACUCUGGGAAGCUUUAACAUGACGUUUCACCCAUUUAGACUUUCUACUGACGCAGUCUUUAAAAAGGGAGUAGGUCCUCUGGCAGGUUAAAGCUGCACUUCAAUGGUUUAAUGUCUUAUUUAAUACAUGAGCUGACAAAUUGGUGGCCUUGCUCUCCCUCAGCUUGGACUGUAAAAAUAUAAGGUGCCGUGGAUUUUAACAGAACCUGCGCAAACCCAGUCACACCAAUGCAAAGCUUUCUAAUAUGGCUUUAAUUGCACUUGUUUUCUAUAUAUCGGAGUCUUCUCGGUGCUCUUGCAUUGCAGAGGGGGGGAUUUUCAGUACUGCUUUCUGAAAGAAUCGGACCAAAGAUAGGUUGAAUAGAAGCGUCUGUGUGGGUCUUACACACUCAGACGGAGACAUUUUACAUUUUAACACAGCAGCUUGACGAGUUUGACCAGACAUUUAUAUUAAACUGCACACUGCCAGCUGUUUAUUCACCAGUAACAGAGUCAUUUGUUGAACUGAGACUGAAGUCUGUUAGAACCUUCAGGAAAAUGUAAGGCUGAGUUAGAAAAGAUUUACAUGUGUUAAAGAAAAGUGGCAACCUUAGUGCGUUUGUUUGUUGACUUUAUUUGCAGUCGGUUUGUGUUUAACCUGCUUCAGUACCAGAGGGUUUGGAGGGGGGGGGGGGGGGGGGGGGGGGGUAUUACUAGUAGAUCAUUUCCAUUUAGUUCCCCAUGAAAGUCAGAAAACACAGCCACAAGGAACUGUUUCCAACUGUUCCAACGAGGCCGACACUUUUUAUUGUGUUGCUUAUUACACCGUCAUAAUGGACAGUAUGUGAUCUGAUAUGUAGAUGAAGGGGCAAAUGUUCAAACUGACUUCACAAGUUCAGAAUUUACCUCAAAUUUUCUACGGUUUCAGUUCGAUUUCUAUUCUCGGUUUCCAGUGCUUACCAUUUUUCAUAAUUUUUUUUUUAUAGUUUGAGAGCAGAAGGUGCAUGGAGGGCAUGAAGUUGAAGUGGUGCAGCAGUACUGUAGGUCUGGACUGGGUUUUUUUUUUUUAAAUGAGGGAACAGUAAGUGGCAACAUUAAGAGCAGGAUGUGCAGAAAAGUCACAGGCACACUAAAAGAAACAUUAAGUGAGUUGUUCUGAGGAUGAUUUUUGAUACGGUUGCAGGUGGGACUGGAAGCUUUGGAAUGUGUUGAUGGUCUGAGAAUGAUGAGAGAAAGUUGGUGGAUGUGGACUGCAUGGGGUCGGUGGUUUUAUGUGAGAUACUUUGUGUUUCCUAACACUUGAUUUUGUUACUGUAAAAUAUUUUCCUGUUGUAUAUGUGGCAUCGAGGCACUUCAUAAUUCUCUUUAUAUUUUUGUACGUCGAUCAUCGUUCCUGUUCUGAUCAAAGAAAAUAAUUUAAAAAGAUGUAUAUCCUGAUU